Molecule: messenger RNA, 1899 nt
Organism: Zingiber officinale
Lineage: Eukaryota; Viridiplantae; Streptophyta; Magnoliopsida; Zingiberales; Zingiberaceae
Product: pollen-specific leucine-rich repeat extensin-like protein 3
Exons: 1
Coding region: 1-1899 (632 amino acids)
Molecular function (GO): protein binding
Source: RefSeq, a predicted model, not a curated record
AUGGAGAUGGUGGAGAUGGAGGCCGCCGUUGGCCGCUGCCUCCUCCUCCUCCUCCUCCUCCUCUGCCUAAUCCUCUGCUACUUCCCCUUCUCCGACGGCCUUACAGACAUUGAAGCCGCUGCCAUCACUCGCCGCCAGCUCAUAGCCCUUUCCGAGAAUGAAGAGCUUACCAAGGACUUCGAGUUCGAUAUCAAGAUUGACGUCAAAAUAGCCAACCCCCGUCUCCGUCGUGCCUACGUGGCCCUCCAGGCCUGGAAGGACGCCAUCUACUCUGACCCCAACAAUUUCACCGGCAACUGGGUGGGCCCCGACAUAUGCAACUACAAUGGCAUUGUUUGCGCGCCAGCCCCCGACGACCCCUCCACCAACGUCGUGGCCGGGGCGGACCUCAACGGCGGCGACAUUGCUGGGUACCUUCCUGCCGAGCUUGGCCUGCUGACCGAAGCAGCGCUCUUCCACAUUAACUCCAACCGCUUCUGUGGUGUCAUCCCUCAGAGUUUCUCCGAUCUUAAGCUCCUCCAUGAGUUCGAUGCGAGCAACAACCGGUUCGUCGGCCCAUUCCCGGACGUCGUCCUCCGACUGCCCUCGCUCAAGUACAUCGACCUUCGGUUCAAUGACUUCGAGGGUCCUUUGCCGUCGGCCCUCUUCGAGAUGGACCUCGACGCGAUAUUCUUGAACGACAACCGCUUCACCUCUCACAUUCCUGAAAAUUUCGGCGAGUCUAAGGCUUCUGUCGUGGUUCUGGCCAACAACAAGCUCGGCGGAUGCAUUCCGAGGAGCAUCGGAAAGAUGGGAGCCACGCUAAACGAGCUCGUCCUCCUCAAUAAUGGCCUCACCGGGUGCCUGCCGUUGGAGAUCGGGAUGUUGGGCAAUUCGACGGUGGUGGACGUGAGUCGGAAUUCUCUCACUGGAGUGCUGACAUCGAAGAGCUUUGAGGGAUUAAGCAUGGUGGAGGAGUUGGAGUUAUCGCACAACAAUCUCACCGGCAUUGUGCCAGCGGCGAUCUGCAAAUUACCGAGGCUCGCCAGCUUCAACUUCGGGUACAACUUCUUCAAGGGGGAGGCGGAAGAGUGCCGGCCAUCGGGGAAGUCCGACGUCGCAUAUGACGACUCGAAUAAUUGCCUGCCCAACAGAGCAGAGCAAAAAUCGCCAACCUUGUGCUCACCGGUCGUGAAUCGUCCAGUGAAUUGUAGUCGCUUCGAGUGCGGAUAUCCAUCGACUCCAUCGCCGGUGGUGAGCCGCCCUGUAAAGCCACCGCCGCCACCGCGAUCAAAACUCUCGCCACCGGCGCCAUAUGACUCGUCUCCGGAAAAGCGUGUCCACUCACCGCCUCCUCCAGCAACACCUUUGCAAUCUCCGCCAUCACCAUAUAAAGUGUCUCCGGUAACGAUGGUUCACUCUCCACCACCACCGGUUUCCUCGCCGCCGCCGCCGCCUGUCUAUUCACCACCACCCCUGCCAGUUCAAUCUCCGCCUCCUCCAGUCUACUCAACGCCACCUCCUCCACCGGUUUACUCUCCACCUCCUCCUCCUAUACACUCACCGCCACCUCCUCCGGUCUAUUCUCCUCCACCGCCGCCCGUAUUCUCAUCUCCACCGCCACCACCAAAAGCUUCCCCACCACCACCACCACCCGUUUUCUCACCUCCACCACCAGUUUACUCUCCGCCGCCAACACCAAAAGCUUCACCACCACCACCGCCUGUCUCCUCUCCUCCACCACCAGUCUACUCUCCACCGCCACCGCCAAUCUUCUCUCCUCCACCACCAGUCCACUCUCCACCGCCGCCACCUGUCUCCUCUCCUCCACCACCACAAUGGAACAACGACUUCCUUCCGCCAGUGGGUGGAUAUAGCUACGCAUCCCCACCUCCGCCCAUCUACCAAGGAUACAACUGA